This is a messenger RNA of Metarhizium acridum CQMa 102, 2043 nucleotides long. The record is from RefSeq and is a predicted model, not a curated record. Lineage: Eukaryota; Fungi; Ascomycota; Sordariomycetes; Hypocreales; Clavicipitaceae.
AUGUCUGACAAGCUGACACGUUCCCUGAUAGUAUCGCCAUUGUCAACAGCGACAAGGUUAGUUCGAGCCCGUCAAAGAUUUUCUGCAGUCUCCCCCCCGCCUCUUCGUGCCCCGCCGUACCGACUGACCGCCCCUCAGUGUCGCCCUCGCAAGUGUCGUCAAGAGUGCAAAAAGUCUUGCCCUGUUGUUCGCAGUGGUAAGCUUUGUAUCGAAGUCACUCCCGAGUCUCGCCUCGCAUUCAUCUCCGAGAGUCUUUGUAUCGGUUGCGGUAUCUGCCCGAAAAAGUGCCCCUUCGAUGCCAUUACCAUCAUCAACCUGCCCACGAACCUCGAGAACCAGGUCACUCAUCGAUAUGGCCCCAACAGCUUCAAACUCCACCGGCUUCCUAUGCCGCGCCCUGGCCAGGUUCUUGGUCUCGUGGGAACCAACGGUAUUGGCAAGAGUACUGCGUUGAAGAUUCUCAGCGGCAAGCUGAAGCCAAAUCUGGGCCGGUUCGAUAACCCCCCUGACUGGGAGGAUGUUAUCAAGCACUUUCGUGGUUCUGAACUGCAGAACUACUUUACCAAGCUGUUGGAAGAUGACCUCAAGGCCGUUGUCAAGCCUCAGUAUGUGGACCAGAUCCCCAAGGCUGUUCGCGGUCCAGAGAAGAGCGUCAAGGCUCUCAUUUCAAGCCGCUCCUCCCUCGGCAACAUGGAAGAAGUUGCCGAAAUCCUUGAACUCAACCACAUCAUGGAUCGUGACAUCACCCUCCUGUCUGGUGGUGAGCUUCAACGAUUCGCCAUUGGCACUGUCUGUGUGCAAAAGGCCGACGUAUACAUGUUUGACGAGCCCUCCUCGUAUCUCGAUGUCAAGCAGCGUCUGAGUGCCGCUCAGAUCAUUCGAUCUCUGCUCCGGGACGAUGACUAUGUCAUUGUCGUCGAACACGAUUUGUCCGUUCUCGAUUACUUGUCCGAUUACAUUUGCGUACUCUACGGCCAGCCCGCAGUCUACGGUGUCGUUACCCUACCUCACUCCGUCCGAGAAGGCAUCAACAUCUUUUUGGACGGCCACAUUCCCACCGAAAACUUGCGUUUCCGUGAUGAGUCCCUCACCUUCCGUCUUGCCGAGAGCGCUGACGACUACGUCAUUGACAAGUCCCGUGCGUUCAACUACCCCAAGAUGGAGAAGCAGCUUGGCAACUUCAAACUCAACAUUGACGCUGGCGAGUUCACUGAUUCGGAGAUUAUCGUCAUGAUGGGAGAGAACGGUACCGGCAAGACCACCUUCUGCCGCCUCCUGGCCGGUGCGCUCAAGCCCGACAGCAAGGCCUCUGUCCCCGAUAUGCGCAUCAGCAUGAAGCCCCAGACCAUCACUCCAAAGUUCGACGGCACCGUCCGCCAGCUCUUCUUCAAGAAGAUCAAGCAGGCCUUCCUGAACCCUCAGUUCCAGACCGAUGUCGUCAAGCCCCUCAAGCUCGAUGACUUCAUUGACCAGGAAGUCAAGAACCUGUCUGGUGGUGAAUUGCAGCGUGUCGCCAUCGUCCUGUCGCUCGGCAUGCCCGCAGACAUCUACCUCAUCGACGAGCCCUCCGCCUACCUCGACUCCGAGCAGCGCAUCAUUGCUUCUCGCGUCAUCAAGCGCUUCAUCAUGCACUCCAAGAAGACUGCCUUCAUCGUCGAGCACGAUUUCAUCAUGGCUACUUACCUUGCUGAUCGCGUCAUCGUCUUUGACGGCAAGCCCGGAAUCGACGCCCACGCCAACCGUCCCGAGUCCCUACUCACCGGCUGCAACAGCUUCCUGAAAAACCUGGACGUGACUUUCCGUCGCGACCCCACCAACUACCGCCCUCGUAUCAACAAGCUCGGGUCGCAUUCUUCUUGGAGGAAACCCCCGACAAGAGCUCCUGAAAAGGGCAACAAGAACAACCAGUUUUUCCACGAAGCAUUCCCCGGCGUUAGAGGCGUUCAAAAGACAGCUUCCUCUGUGGAGCGCAGCGGUGGGCACGGUCUAGAUAUGACGCCGCUAGAGAGCAGCGCCAGCGAGGACGACGAACCAGACGAGUAA